AUGGCCGCUUUCCAACCCGUCAACCCCCUAUCCGUCAACGCCAACCCGGCGGCCGAAACCAUGCACAAAGACUCGGUGACGCCGUCGGCCCCGACCGAGGCCGUCGUCACGCCCCCCGACGACGGGGCGACGCCGACGAGGGCGACGUUUGCCGGGGCCGCCUCGGGCCAGAAACCGCUGCCGACCGACGCCUUUCCUCGAGGCGUCCGCGUGCCCGAUUCCGCCUCCGUCUCGCCGCGCCGGGAGGCUCCGUCGACGAUGGUGCCCGGCGAGUCGAUGGAUGUCGACAUGGACGAGUCGGACGCCGGCGAGGAGCACGCCGACGACGGCUCCGACGACGAGAGCGUCAACGCCGACGGCUCCAAGUCGAGCAAGAAGAAGAAAUCCCAGCGCUUCUACUGCACCGACUACCCGCCCUGCAACCUGAGCUUCACGCGGAGCGAGCACCUCGCGCGACACAUUCGCAAGCACACGGGUGAACGGCCCUUCCAGUGCCACUGCUCCCGACGCUUCUCCCGCCUCGACAACCUGCGCCAGCACGCCCAGACGGUGCACGUCAACGAGGACAUCCCCAUGGACUCGCUCGCCGCCACGGGCUCGCGCUUCCAGCGUCACAUACGCGCCGAGCGAGUCCGCCAGGCCGGCAACCGCGCCCGCGCCUCCACCGGCGGCAGCGCCGGCGGCCCCGUCCGCGGACACUCCAAGUCGCUGUCGACGUCGAGCAUCGCGAGCAUCAGCUCCAUGGGCUCCUCCUACGCCGGCCCGCCCGACCUGCGCCGCCGCCCGUCGCCCCUCGUCGUCGGCUCCGACCCGCGCUCCCGCCACUCGCUCGAGUCCUACCACGCCCUCGACGGCCCGUACUCGUACCGUCCGCCCUCGCCGAGCGACUUUGGCACCCCGACGUCGGCCACCUUCUCGACGACGCAGAGCAGCCCGCGGUGGGGCUCGGGCAUGGUCUCGCCCAUCUCGUCGCACUCGCGCUCCCAGAGCGUCUACGUCCCGGGCAAGAGCCCGCCGGGCCGCCGCCUGAGCAUCCCCUCGGCCUACCACGCCGCCCACGCCCACCAGCCGAACCCGCCGCCGCAGUCGGCCUACGGUCCGGCCCUCGUCAACGGCGGCCACGCGCCGACCUACCACUCGCCCACGGGCUCGACGGCGCCGUCGUCGUCGGCCUGGGGGAGGCGCGACUCGGCCGCCGCCGCCGCCGCCGCCGCCGCCGCCGACGAUGCCUGGCGCCGUCGGACCUGGCACCCCGACAGUCGCGGCUACCACGGCGCCAACGCCAACCCGCCCCCGAGCCAGCUGAGCGCCGUCGGGAGCCAGUCGGUGCGGCCGAACCCGCCGCCGCCCAUGGCCACGCCGUCGUCGACGCAGACGUCCUUUCGCCUCCCCGGCAUCGAGUCCUUCGACCCCCUGCCGCCGCGCAACCCGUCGCCCAUGUCCGUCGACGGCGAACCCGUCCGUCGCCACUCCAUGUUUCCGCCGUCGCACGCGCCCUCGGACCUGCCGCACCCCGACGAGCGCCGGAACCUCAACAGGUACGACGCGAGCCUGCAGCGCGGCCUGACGCGCCUCGACAUCGGCCGCAAGUCGCCGCCGCGACGCGACGCCGCCGGCGCCUGGGCCUCGGACGCCAACAGGGCCGUCCAGGCCCAGGCCGAGCACGCGCGCCAGAACCCGACGACGGUGCGCUUCGAGCAUCAGGUGCCGCCCUCGCGCCAGGGCCACGCGCCGCCGAGGGCCGGCCACUCGCUGCACCAGCAGACCAUGUCGGCCCCCUCCAUCUCGCAGGCCGAGGGCAAGCGUCACGCCUGGUACCACGGGCCGGCGGUGCACGCCAACGGCACCCUGCCGGCGGCGCAGGAUCCGCGCGGCGCCCACGCCGACCGCAUCGUGCACCCCAACCUCAACGGCGCCUUUGGGUUCCCCGCACGGGAGCGAUCGUCGAAGCAGCAGGAUAUGAAGGACGACGCUGCGCUCGACCGGCUCGAGGCUCUCGUGGCCGUCGCCACGAGCGAGGGCACGGCCGCGGCGGCCUACUAA
Drechmeria coniospora is the source of this 2043-nucleotide messenger RNA. RefSeq lists its product as uncharacterized. Gene Ontology annotation, molecular function: RNA polymerase II cis-regulatory region sequence-specific DNA binding; DNA-binding transcription factor activity, RNA polymerase II-specific. Bases 1 to 2043 code for a protein of 680 amino acids. NCBI's taxonomy places the organism in Eukaryota, Fungi, Ascomycota, Sordariomycetes, Hypocreales, Ophiocordycipitaceae. The transcript is spliced from 2 exons. Gene Ontology annotation, biological process: regulation of transcription by RNA polymerase II. The record is from RefSeq and is a predicted model, not a curated record.